Agrilus planipennis (emerald ash borer) is the source of this 3159-nucleotide messenger RNA. It is a transcript of the gene larp, whose product is annotated as la-related protein 1. NCBI's taxonomy places the organism in Eukaryota, Metazoa, Arthropoda, Insecta, Coleoptera, Buprestidae. Bases 97 to 1791 code for a protein of 564 amino acids. Gene Ontology annotation, molecular function: RNA cap binding. The transcript has 10 exons. Gene Ontology annotation, biological process: mRNA stabilization. The record is from RefSeq and is a predicted model, not a curated record.
AAUAAUCAGAGUGAUGUAUCUUCUUCGAAAACUAGUGCCAAAUCAACUGCUGCAGCAAGGGAAAAUACUAAUAAAGAAAUAAAUGAUAAUAGAGAGAUGCUUAAUGGAGAUGGCAAGGUAAAAAUCGUUUCAGAAGGUGACCUAAACGAUAGAAAACAAUCGGAUACAAUUCAAAGUUUUAACGAGGACAAUUGGUGCGAAGUUAAACGCAAAAAUAGGGAGAAUAGGGUUCGCCGGGAGAGUCGUAGGGAAGAUUUAAAAAUUGAAAAGGAAGAAUUGGAGUUUAAUUUUGACGAAGAACUCGACGCAGAAGUUCCAGCCGGUCGGCAGAAUACAUUUAGCAGCGAUUGGGAUGAUGAUGACCAAGACGAUGUCAGUGAUCGAGAUAUCAGUAAACUUAUUAUUGUUACUCAAACACCAUCUACAAGAGCUCCUAAACAUGAAGGCUAUGAUCGAACGGGGGACUGGACAACUAGAGUGAAGAUGACACAAGAUUUAGAACAAGCGAUUAACGAUGGCCUCUACUAUUAUGAGGAAGAUUUAUGGAACGACUAUGACUAUGACCGAGUUUCAAGUAAUAGUUACAGGACUGUGAAUAUUAUAAGCCAAGAAACGUUCAAAAAAUUUGCCCCUCCUGCGCCACACAAGCCAAAUCCCGAAGUUCCUCCACCACCACCACCUGUAACUAUCAUACAGCCAUCGUCUCCUAAAGAAAAGUCCUCAGUACCCCAGAAAUCUUACAAGAAAAAGCACGAUGCUCUUCAUAAAAAUACGCCCCGAUUUUAUGCCGUUAAAAAAGACGAAACGCCCGAUCCUCAUACUCCCAGGAAGAGGAAAACUAGACACUCAAACGAUCCUCCUAUUGAACAUCAUGUCGGCUGGGUAAUGGAUGUUAAAGAACAUCGUAAUAGAACAUCCUCAAUAGGCAGUAUUGAUGCGAGUCCUAGUGAAGCAAUUUUGGCUACAAGUACAGGUAGCGUGCCCCAACAGUUACCACAUUUCCAUCAUCCUUCUCAUGCCCUUUUGAAAGAAAAUAAUUUCACACAGCAAGCUUAUUACAGAUACAAACAGCGUUGUCUUAAAGAACGAAAACGAUUUGGUAGUGGACACUCAAGUGAAAUGAACACUUUAUUUAGAUUUUGGUCGUUCUUUUUAAGAGACAACUUUAAUCGUGCAAUGUAUAAUGAAUUUAGAACGUUAGCCCUCGAAGAUGCUGAAAAUGGUUAUAGAUAUGGACUAGAGUGUUUGUUUCGGUUUUAUUCUUAUGGUUUAGAAUGCAAGUUCAGGCCCCAUCUUUAUGAAGACUUUCAACAGGAAACUAUUAAGGAUUAUGAAAACGGACAGUUAUAUGGACUUGAAAAAUUUUGGGCCUUCUUAAAGUACUAUAAAUACAGUGCUAAUUUACAAGUUGACCCUCUUUUAAAAAAGUAUCUAUCCAAAUUUAAUAGUAUAGAAGACUUCAGAGUUGUAGAACCUAAAAUAAAUGAGGUACUUAAGGAACAGCGCUUACAAGCUAUUGCGAGAAAAGAAAGAAAUCGAAGUAUUUCCGAAAGUAAUAUGCAUGCCAAUGCUGGACCUAGUCAGUCUGAUGGAAAUAUACAUGGACGUCGAUUAUUUGAUAUUUCCAGGAAAAGGGAUGAUUUUCAACCAUGUUCUAGUGUACCUACAUCAAGUCAUCUUCAUCGUCAAGCUAAUCGAACCCGUACUUACUCCGUAGGCUCAGGACGCACCCGUAGUGGCCAUGGUCCUUAUGGAACGUGGAGACAAAAGAAAGGUGAUGAAGAGGAGUAAAUUGGCUUCCAAGUUCUGCAAAGAAAAACUGUAUAUCACUUUAGUUAAGACAAAUAAUAAUAGUUUUUGUUUAAAGUACGUUUUUUUGUAAAUAUUUUAUCGUUCAGUGCCAUUGCUUUUUGUGCGUAUAUUUUCGGACUUUACACUAUAACGUUGUCUAACAUUAUUGCUUGAUAAAAGUUAACAAAUAAUAAUUACAAAACCUCAAGUUUUCAAUGAAUUAUUAAACUUGCUUCUUUAAUAAUGUUAUUGAACGAUAUAGUUCAGUUCCGCUUUUGGUUUCUAAUCACAAAAUGGCAUUAUUUGCUAAUGUUUAUUAUUCUCCCAAGUCACAUACUAUUCGCUAAAAAACAGUUUUACUUUUGUCCAGCAAUUUUCUCAAUGAAGCUUUUAGUUUUAUUGAGAAAUUGUUUUUCUCUUCUCGUUUCAGACGAUUUUUGUGUAUGUGGGAGGCAUUGAAUUACUUACUAAUAUUUUGACUUAUUAUUAGCUUUUCAUAGUGUUCGUAGUAUUUGAUAAUUUUUUUUAUUGUUAUUCACGUUUUAAUCUCCAGGGCUUUUCGUCGAUAAGCGUUUUUGUUAUACAUACUACAAAAAAAUAUAUAAAAAUAAAAAAGGGAUAUUAUACAAAAUAAAAAUACAAAAAGUUCUGCAACGGGCUCCAAGGCUUAAAAGAGAAAACAAAUAUAUAUUCCUGUCACAUACGUGUGAUUUUUUUUGUGUUAACUAUCUGUUGUAAAUAUUUUUUUUAUAGACCUACGCUAUUGUUUCUGAAAUUGCUCAAAAUUCAGAAAAUAAAUUCUAUAUUUUAUUGAAUGACGUCAUGAUAUAUGUGUACACUUAUCAACUCUUUUAGUCGAGUCCCGUAAAAAAGUUUUCGUUUAUUGCUUACUGUUUUGUCUUAUAUUUGUAAGUUGUUUAUAUGAUGUGUUUUUUAAAGUAUAGUAAUAAGGCUGAAAAGUGUAUAGCAGUUCGAUUUAUAACUGAACAUUAUUAAAAUAAUGUAUCAUGUACAAACUGGAAAAUAGUGUUUAGAAAUACAGAUUGUCAAACUAUGAUUUUGUUUUGCCUGAUAUAUAAAUCGAACUGCAACUUGCUCUAGUUAAGGUACUUGUUUCAUAAUUUUCUUUUUGAUAACUGAUAACUAAUUACUUAUUUUUAUUUUGAUCUAAAAUGAACAUUCACAUCAAAAGUUGCCUAUCUUAUCACAAUAAUAUUUCUAGCAGAUCUAUUGAAAAAUGAACAUUAUGUAGAAUAAUCGUUAUUAGCUAAUGUGGGGGAUACUUAGUGAUAAUGCAUAAUGUAUUAGCUAAUAACAUAGAUAACAAUGGCAGUAAACUUAUCAUUAUAAUAUACGCUUUAAAAUGUU